Thrips palmi is the source of this 1932-nucleotide messenger RNA. Its product is annotated as E3 ubiquitin-protein ligase parkin-like. Gene Ontology annotation, cellular component: ubiquitin ligase complex; mitochondrion; cytosol. The record is from RefSeq and is a predicted model, not a curated record. The transcript has 9 exons. Gene Ontology annotation, molecular function: ubiquitin conjugating enzyme binding; ubiquitin protein ligase activity; zinc ion binding. NCBI's taxonomy places the organism in Eukaryota, Metazoa, Arthropoda, Insecta, Thysanoptera, Thripidae. Gene Ontology annotation, biological process: regulation of cellular response to oxidative stress; positive regulation of proteasomal ubiquitin-dependent protein catabolic process; regulation of apoptotic process. The coding region runs from base 98 to 1519 and encodes 473 amino acids.
GCCAACCAAACAGACCCAAGCAGAAGCGUUUAGCAGAAGAAACUCUUAGUCGGCAGGGCAGAAGUAAACGAAACGUGUGAAUUUUCGUUCUUCAAAAAUGAUUGUUGAUUUCAUUAGACACUUGAUUCAAGCAAUCAUGCAGUUAAUAUUUCCAGUAAAGAUGAAAGUUUCAUAUGGGUUAAAAGUUUACAUUAAAUCAAGUACUGGGAACAUGUUAGUCGAGCUAGACCCGAAAUGGGAUAUUCGAAGUUUAAAGGAACGGGUAGCACCGAAGUUGGGCCUGGCUCCUGAGGACGUCAAAAUUAUCUUUGCUGGGAAAGAACUCAUGGAUUCAAUCGUUAUUGAGGAAUGUGACUUGGGCCAGCAGAGUAUUCUACAUGCAGUGAAAAUACGCCAUGUUGAUAAAAGUCAAUCUUCUGGAAAUACCUCGGAGUCCCAUGGAUCAAGACCAAUGAAUGAAACCUUGAUGGAUUGGCAACUAACAGCGAAGGAGUGUAAGAAUUUGACAACUGAUGAAGAGCGUGAGCGCAGGAAGGCACAUUUCUAUGUGUACUGCCCCUCUCCAUGCAAGGGAAUGCAACAGGGAAAGCUAAGAGUUAGGUGUGACUCAUGUCGGAGUGGUGCCUUCACUGUUGAUCGUGAUCCACAGUGCUGGGCUGAUGUUCUGCAAAAGCAUCGCAUUACUGGGACGUGUGAAGAUGAAGUCUGUCAGGAUUCUCACACAGAUGGGCCUCAAUUUGCAGAGUUCUUUAUGAAGUGUGCAGAACAUGCAUCACAAGGUGAAGAGGACCAAGCUGUGCCUUUGUACUUAAUCAAACCAAAUGUGAGGGAUAUUCCCUGCCUUGCAUGUACUGAAGUCAGUGAUCCAGUUUUAGUGUUCCCUUGCAAAGAAGGGCAUGUGACAUGCUUGGAUUGUUUUCGAACUUAUUGUGUCUCACGCCUCAGAGAUCGACAGUUUUGGUCGCAUCCAGACUUAGGAUAUACUCUACCAUGUCCUGCUGGCUGUCCUGAUUCCUUGAUUGAGGAAGUUCAUCAUUUUCAUUUGCUCACCAACGAGCAGCUUAGGAUGUAUCAGCAAUUUGGAACCGAGGAAUUUGUUCUUCAAGCAGGAGGUGUGCUUUGCCCACAGCCCGGCUGUGGCAUGGGUAUUUUAGCUCCUGAAGACUGCCGUCGAAUCCAGUGUCAGAAUGGCUGUGGGUUUGUUUUCUGCCGUCAAUGCCUGCAAGGAUUCCACCUUGGAGAGUGCUCUGAAACAGGGGAGGGACUCAUGGACCGGAAAGAAGGAAGUUGCCAGUACAAUGUGGAUCCAGUUAAUGCUAGUCAGGCUCGUUGGGAUGAGGCAAGCAAAGUUGCCAUCCGCGUUACUACAAAGCCAUGUCCUAAAUGCCGUACUGCAACUGAGAGAGAUGGUGGAUGCAUGCAUAUGGUAUGCACAAGACCCCAGUGUGGUUUCCAUUGGUGCUGGGUCUGUCAAACAGAGUGGACCAGAGAAUGUAUGGGUAGUCAUUGGUUUGGCUGAAGGGAUUUUUUCUUCAUUCGUCUGAGAUAUGUUUAGUUCCUGCUUUUGAAAUUCAAACCAAGUGGCAAUUCACAAAAUUUGGCACUGCAGUAUAUGCUUUUAACGAAUAAAGUGCUUGGCCUUAUUUGGUUGCAUACAGAAGUGGAACUAAAUUAGUUAGGUACAUAGUCGUAGUAAUUAAUCUUUAGAGUUUGUGAUAUUUUUUCCUUUGUAAAAGAGUAUUUUGGUAUAUUUUAAAUAUUGUAUUUUUCUUGGGGAGGAGUAUUUGAAUAAUUUUGUACUGAAAGUAUACAUACAAAUCCAAAGGGCCAAGAUGUGAUCUUAGCAACAAAUUUGUUUGUGUUUCUUAGGGUAGCUUUGACAAAAUGGUACCGAGUGUGAUAAUAAAAACCAGACUGAUGCAAUAAUGUUAA